AGAAGAACCUUUCACUUCCUGUAUUUCCUGUUUUGUGAAACACCUGCUGGAUGAUCUGAGCUUCGUUACACCUAUGAUGGGAAACCGACCAGACCUUUGGUAAUGAAACCUUAUGGGUUUGAUUUUUUUCAGGUUGCAGGAAUGACUGAAGAAAAACCUCAGCUAAAGGCGUUUUUAGAGGCUAUAAGCGUUUUGCAAUGGGUGCUAAGCUUUCUCUUCUUAGAUAUUUCUUGGAUACCCAACAUAUGGAUCUAACAUGGCUGGAUUAUCAUCCUUCUGCAGGAGUGGCUUGCAUUAUCCUGAUGGUGUAUCUUAUGUUUACCUCUCUGUGGCCGCUGCCGACUCUUUACUUCAUAUGGCUGGUAAAUGACUGGAAAACUCCAGAAAGAGGGGGCAGAGGAACAACAUUUGUGAGGAAGUGGAAGGUUUGGGAGCAGUUCAGAGAGUAUUUUCCUGUUAAACUGGUGAAGACAGCAGACCUGAACCCAAAUAAAAACUACAUCUUUGGCAGUCAUCCGCAUGGUAUCAUGUGUGUUGGAGCCUUUGCCUGUUUCAGCACGGAGAGCUGCGGCUUCGCUGAGAUGUUUCCUGGAUUGAAAUCCACUCUGGUAAUACUGGCAGGCCUUUUCAAGAUACCGCUCCUCAGAGAAUACCUAAUGUGUGCAGGCCUGUGUCCAGUCAGCAAACCAAGCCUUGUCCACCUCCUCUCCAAAAGCGGUAAAGGAAAUGCAGUGGUGAUUGUGGUUGGGGGAGCAGCUGAGUCUUUAGCAUCCUCUCCUGGAAUCAACAGAGUGGUCAUGAAGCAGAGGAAAGGAUUUGUCAGGACGGCUCUGGAGCAUGGAGCAGAUCUGGUGCCUGUUUACUCAUUUGGGGAGAACGAACUCUUUCAGCAGGUGAUUUUUUCAGAGGACAGCUUGGGUCGCAGGCUCCAGGGCUUGUUUAAAAGCAUAAUGGGUUUUGCCCCAUGUCUAUUUGUUGGUGAGCGCGUUGCUCUACUGCCCUACAGGAAACCAGUCAUUACUGUAGUUGGAAGUCCAAUCUCAGUGCCCAAGUGUGUCACACCAACUGAGAAGCAAGUUGACCACUAUCACGGGCUCUACAUGGAGGCCCUGAGCAAGUUAUUUCAUGAACACAAGGUCAGCUGUGGACUUUCCGAGAGCCACAAGCUUGAGAUCAUUUAGACAUUUCCCACCAAGAGAUCUUUGAUGUUUACAUCACACUGCUUUAACGGGGUUACUCAGAAAGGAACAUGGAGAACAGAUCUGCGCUCUGGAGAAUACUUGUCGAAAAUCAGGAAAGGAGAGCUUUUAAGAGCAGCAGUGGGUGCAGAUGUAAUCAGCAGUGUUGUUUGCUAUGACACAAUGUUUUUUAGUGUUAUUGAUGUACAAAUAAAUGAAGCACACUUGAAAA
Girardinichthys multiradiatus is the source of this 1410-nucleotide messenger RNA. It is a transcript of the gene mogat3b, whose product is annotated as monoacylglycerol O-acyltransferase 3b. Gene Ontology annotation, molecular function: diacylglycerol O-acyltransferase activity. The transcript is spliced from 8 exons. Gene Ontology annotation, biological process: triglyceride biosynthetic process. The record is from RefSeq and is a predicted model, not a curated record. NCBI's taxonomy places the organism in Eukaryota, Metazoa, Chordata, Actinopteri, Cyprinodontiformes, Goodeidae. The coding region runs from base 198 to 1181 and encodes 327 amino acids. Gene Ontology annotation, cellular component: endoplasmic reticulum membrane.